AUGCAGGAUCAUGAGAGGGCCAUUUUUGCUGCCGAAGAUGAGGACCAGGCAGCUGAUCUGGCCUCCCUGGCCUACCCUCAGAAGAUCGUCCAGUUCGCGAACCACUUAUCCAAAAGCUCUAGCCUAUCCAGGAACCUAGGUCCUGCGCGCCCUUCUCAUGCUACUGAGCAAGAUCCAGAUCUAGGGCCUCCGCUAGCUCCGCCUGAAGUAACUGUCACUAGGGCGACACCAUCUCCUUAA
Molecule: messenger RNA, 240 nt
Organism: Prunus armeniaca (apricot)
Lineage: Eukaryota; Viridiplantae; Streptophyta; Magnoliopsida; Rosales; Rosaceae
Source: the annotation of a GenBank genome assembly